CGGAACGCGCUUAAGCAAGUUGUCUCAAUCGUCUCGCUCUCAAACCCUGUCAAAUUCUAUGCGGCGUCAAUCAGGGACAUCCAGGCGUCUCGAAUGAGAAGCUCUGACCUAGACCAGAGCUCGUGACACUGAUUGGCUUUAGGGCCUUCCUUGGGAGCAACGACAUACAUACAUACAUACACUAUUACGGUCAACACCUCCGCAUUGUGGACCAUGUCGCAUCUAUCGCUUCAGUGUAGCGAAAACCCACCUGAUUCUCACUUUCUUGAGGAUAGUCCAACAAUUGGUAGGGCCGCCAUCAACUACCCUACUGCUGACACGAGCCCGAGCCCCCCGCCGUCAUUAUCCAUAACAAAUACUGGGACAAAACAGCGUAAACCACCAGCUCCCAGCCCUCUACAAACGACUACAGUCGUGUCUCCGCCUUCCAGCGCAAGCCCAUCUCGGUCAACUUUCCCCAGGCCCAUCCACGAGUCAUUAUCAACUGCCUCAGUGGUAUCGCGAGGACUAUCGCCACAUCUUUCGCCUGUAAACGGUCAAACGACGGACUUUCGUGCUCCCGAAUCUGCUACUCGCAAGGGCGAUCUUUCUCCAAUUUCACCUACGUUUGCCACUACUAGGACACGGCUCGAAUCCCAUUCUUCGAAUGACAUUCGGAGCGUCUCCGAUCCAGCCGGAACUUUAAAGCCUCCUGUAGGCUCAACAGUUGCGAGCCUGUCCAACAUGGCGAGCAACUCAAUAUCUAAGCCCGACGUCCCUUCUGGCACUGCCCGAACGUCAUCGAUUGACUCUGCCAUAUCCGCUAUCUCUACAAGGACUCAUUCGCACCAAGGCUUACAGGAUAUACAGACUGGAGCCGCGGAUAUCGCUAACUUGGUUAGGGCAGCUGGCAGUCCUGAAGCCGUCAUACAUUAUCUAUUAAAGGAGAAGCAGUCCCAGUCUCAGCAGAAUGCUCAAUUAUGGCGACUCGUCGAUAAACAAAGGGCGAUGAUUCUGGGUCUGAACAAAGAUCUCGAGCGCGCUCUGAAGGAUAAGGAGAAGUACAGAAAGAAAUUGAAGGAUGUAAUGGCCGCGCAUGACGAGCAAUUAAAACUUGACAUCGUACGGUCGAGUGUACCAACUGUUCCCAGAGUUGACGUAAAUGUGCCCAGAGAACAACAUGUCGAUGAUCCAGCAUCGCCAUCAAAUCUAGAUUCGGAUAGCGUCAAACACUCUCCUAUAGACGUGUCUCUAGCGCCCUAUCCGAUUACCCCCCCGGCCGACCAACUCACCAAUGUUUUACCGUCAGCAGUUGGUGAACUCUUGGACCCGGCACAUGCGAUGCCAAAGCCAUCCGAACACGCGCUAGACAACUUUGACCGCGAAGAAGAGGACCGCGCAGAAGACGAGGCCAAGAAAACGUCCGACACAUCGAAAGAGUUGCCCAUUAAUCUCAAUCUUCCCCCAUCUCGAAGUCUACCGAGUGACCCCCCUAGGAUGCCACCACCUAAACCGCCGACAACCAACACACCGGCCGUGUCAGUUAUUGAAGCCACGCCACUUGUCGACCAAGGUAUUUCCCAAUUUCCGCCACCGUCUGCCCCACCGCCACGAAAACCUCCACCUGCUCCCUUACAGUUGAAAAAGGACUCGAAUGUUCUUGCUUCGAUAUCCCCAGAAGAUGAUAAUGAUUCCGACUCAGAUUAUGAUUCCUUGCUAGAAGUUGACGAGCUGCCUGUCAUCGAGAAACGCGGUCGGAGAAAAACCAGAGAGGAAGAUGACCGAGAAAGAGAGAUCCUUGCGCAGAAGGAGGCGGAAGCCCGCAGCCUAUCCAAGAAGAGCAAGAAGGGUAGUCAAAAAGGAACGCCGGUUACUCAGGAAAUGAGCCCUCAAAUUGAAUCACGAGUCAGUCCCCAGAUGAACCCCGUUCAACACAUGUUAGCACCAGACAAUAUUCCUGCAUCACUGGCUGGUGUGUUGAAUGGUAGCAACGAUGGCCGUUAUAUUUUGGCUCCGCCAAUGUUGAGUCCUGGCCUACCUGCGAGUCCGAGACCAAUGCCAAUGAAGUCUCCCAUGAACUCGCCUCCGAUGUCUCCGCGAAGUAUAGGAAUGGCCGCACCUCUUUCUCCACGAGCUCCUCGGCAACCUAUCCCGAUGCCACCUAAUAUGAUAUCUAGUCCUCCGGGCUCGGAACGUAAACAGACAUUGGACUCAACGCCACCUAACCAAUCAGCUACUCGUGAUAGUCCCACCGAAAAAUCCAGGAUUUAUAAAGGAUUCGUUACUGAGGAGUAUCCAGAUCUUUUAUUACCGCCAAAUGCUAUUCCGUCCGUCGAGGUUAAGGUUGCGUCGUCUCGCAUGAAGCCUUCGAGAGCGAGCCUUAUAUCGUUGACACAGUUGGAGGAGGAUCCUGUUUUUACAUUGGCUAUCAUUUCGCGGGCCGAGGGAGUUGAGCUAUGGCGAGUAGAGAAGGAUACCACUUCUCUCGCCAAACUUGACCAAAGGAUGAAACAAUGCGCAAGUUUUACUGCUAAAACACCAGACAGGUCGCUCUUCAGCGGCCACUCGCCCGCUAAAUUAGAUGCCCGUCGUACUAUAUUGGACCAGUAUCUCGACGAAUUACUAAAUACGCCCCUCGAUACCCCAAUUGCUUUGGAACUUUGCAAAUAUCUAUCAACCAACACGCUGCGACCUAAUGUUGACGAUUCUUCAGCUCCCAACGAAUCAAGCAACGAAGGGAUAACGCAGAAGAAAGGCCCUGGAGGUAGGCCUUUCAAAAAUGGAUAUUUGACCAAAAGGGGCAAAAACUUUGGUGGAUGGAAAGCUCGAUUCUUCGUUCUUGAUGGCCCUCAUUUGAAAUACUAUGAGGCACCUGGUGGAGCUCAUAUGGGGACUAUCAAGCUUCAAAAUGCGCAAAUCGGGAAACAAUCACAACAAACUAACGAUGGGUCCCCUGGAGGUAGUGCGAAUGGCGAGGAGUCAGAUAACCAAUACCGCCAUGCAUUCUUGGUUUUGGAACCGAAGAAGAAGGAUACCAGUAGCCUUGUGAAACAUGUUCUGUGCGCCGAGAGUGAUUUGGAGCGUGACCAGUGGGUUGAUGCUCUUCUUCGCUGGAUCGAUUAUAAGGAUCCCAACGAGGAGGAAGCAGCGGGUAAUGACAGAAUACAGUCUGGAAGCAGCACCAAUCCCAGCAAUGUAAACGGGAGGAAAAAGGGGAGUGGUGGUAGUGGUAGUGGAAGUGGAAGUGGAAGUGGGAGGGUUCAAGGACAGCGCAACAAUAGUCAGGAGGGGCUUAUCGGAAUGAGCUACGGCUCAGCCAAGCCAGGUAGCAUUCCAGAAGGUGCUCCUCAACAUUACAAAACGGGAACCCCAGAACCCUCCGAGAGAAUGAACGGCCCGACUUAUACUAUCUCUGCUCCAAAAGACCCGCAGUUGAUCCCCGAUUCAGCAUCAUGGGGCGCCAAAUCUAGUCUGGCUCCGCCUGGUCCUUCCAUCGAAGAAAAGAAGCAAAGAAAGCGCAGUUUCUUUGGCUUCGGUCCGAGAACUAGAUCUUCGACUGAUGACCAAGACCCCGUGUACGGUUCUAAUAAUGGCAGCGUUCCCCCGACUCAAUCUGAAUUCCGGGGUCCGGUUCGACAAGUAUUUGGAGCUCCACUCGCCGACGCUGUAAGAUUCAAUGGGCCCGUUGAUAUCAAUGUGCCUCUUCCAGCGGUCGUAUACCGAUGUAUCCAAUAUCUUGAUGCAAAGAAUGCAAUCAUGGAAGAGGGAAUAUUCCGACUUAGUGGUUCUAGUGUGGUGAUCAAGCAGCUACGAGAGCGUUUCAAUACCGAAGGCGACGUCAAUAUCCUGACAGACAGCACCUAUUACGAUAUCCAUGUUGUUGCUUCUCUAUUAAAACUUUACCUUCGCGAGCUUCCAUCGACUAUACUUACUGGACCCUUACACAACAGGUUUGUCGCCGUGACAGCGGGAUUAGAUCCGGAGGAGAAAAUCGCCGCUUUGGCACAACUGGUGCAACAGCUACCACUGGCUAAUGAGACGUUAUUGAAGUAUCUUGUUGCCUUCUUAAUCAAGAUAAUCAAGCACGCAGAUUCGAACAAGAUGACGGUGCGUAACGUCGGAAUCGUUUUCUCCCCGACGCUGAAUAUCCCGGCUCCGGUGUUCGCUGUGUUAUUGCAGAACUAUGAGGGUAUCUUUGGAAUCGAUCCGGAAGAUUACGAGCUUCCGUCUCCAGUGUCCGACACGGAUUCGCAUGGACCACCGGAAGCCCAACCGCGUCGGCCAUCUACUACUACGGACUCGCCCCAUAGGCAACGGCUCAUGGAACAGGGGCAGCAGCGGUCGUCUCCUACCCCACCACUUGUUUCAAGCGGUCUUCGCCCAACGGCAACGCCCCCACCUCGCCAGAGUUACGAGCCGCAGUAUAUGGCCCAAUCGAGUUCACAGGCUUCUCUCCGUCCUGCUUAUGAAAAUGCAUUCCCCAUCCCUCAAGGUUACGAGUCCAACGCAAGGCAGCCAGGAUAUGAUCGCCCACAUUACGGACCCUCGUAUGAACAAGAUUACGGCGACAAUUCCUCAACGUAUGACCAAUCAUAUAACAGAGGCAAGAGAAGAGAAAGUGCUAUGUUUAUGGGCAACGUGAUGCUCAAUCAGCAGGGCUCUAAAAGCCGCUUAAGGGAUGAGACCAAAAUUCCCAUACGAUAAUCAUCUCACCGUAUAUAAAAAUUACGAUAUAGCGUUGUUUCGCGGCUCGCUAUUUCCAUAUAUUGCUUGACUUUGAAUUCUUCUUUCUUUGCGAUGUUUGGCGUACGGUUUUGGGUGGGUAGGUUUUCAGUUGCUCUAUAUCCUGCCGCUCUCCAUUGGCUUCCCACUAGGCUUCUCUCAGUACAGUCGCUACGGACUGGAUUUCUAGCGUCGCAUAAUAGCCUAAUGGUAGUCUUUGUUGGGCAAGAUGUUGGCAUGUAAGCCUAUGGCUACAUAUAUUGGAUUUGGUGGAAGUUUU
Hypoxylon fragiforme is the source of this 4981-nucleotide messenger RNA. RefSeq names its product RhoGAP-domain-containing protein. The coding region runs from base 214 to 4683 and encodes 1489 amino acids. Gene Ontology annotation, cellular component: cytoplasm. The transcript has 4 exons. The record is from RefSeq and is a predicted model, not a curated record. NCBI's taxonomy places the organism in Eukaryota, Fungi, Ascomycota, Sordariomycetes, Xylariales, Hypoxylaceae. Gene Ontology annotation, biological process: signal transduction; regulation of GTPase activity.